This is a messenger RNA of Rhopalosiphum maidis (corn leaf aphid), 1581 nucleotides long. RefSeq lists its product as uncharacterized. The transcript is spliced from 6 exons. The record is from RefSeq and is a predicted model, not a curated record. Gene Ontology annotation, molecular function: protein binding. The coding region runs from base 1 to 1581 and encodes 526 amino acids. NCBI's taxonomy places the organism in Eukaryota, Metazoa, Arthropoda, Insecta, Hemiptera, Aphididae.
AUGUUCCGUAAUGAAGUUACAGGCCCUAAAUUAUAUUUUAAUGAGAUAUGGGCAACAAAAUCGAUAGCUAAAAGAGAAUUUCAAAAGAAUAAUUAUGAAAUAGCUGCUCAAUAUUGUGAGAAAGUAUUAGCGGUUUCCAACAAUGAUUUAGACACUAGAAUCCUUCUAAGCAAAUGUCAACAGAACUUGUUUCAACCAAAAUUGUCGUACGAAAAUCACAUGCUAGCAGAAGCUCAAUUUCCUAAUAUAUUAUCAGUCUUGGAGAAUAGAGCAAGUACAACACUGGAUAAUGAAGAAUAUGAAAAAAGUUUAUUAACAUAUUUGAACAUAGCAAAAAAAAGGGUCAAGCCUAUAGAUUUUACAUUAGGAGUCCUAAAGUUGACGCAAAUAAUAAAUAACUCGACAAAUUUAAAAAGACAAAAAUAUAGAGACCGUUGUUUGGGAAAUACAGUUUUGAAGUUGGCACAACAGGGGGAUUUGAAUAGCACAGAAGCUUUGCACUCGAAACUUGCUAAAACAAAACUUACGUGCAAAAACCAAAAUCAAUCAUUUUAUCUUGGUCGUUUAGCACAAGACAAAAAGUUUUUUGAAGAAGUACUUCAAUCCGGUGGUCCUAAGCAGCCAUUUUAUACUGCAAAAAAUAAAUUAUUUAAUAACAUGAAACGAGUUGUCGACUCAUUAGACGUAGCUUAUGGACAAUUAUAUCAAAGAAAACAGCUAUUUGUUUAUAAAUGUGAUGAGCCUAAAUUGCAAGGCGAUAGACUUUCAACUCGAAUAAAUAAUUCAAAACUUGUAAAAGAUAUGAGACAUCUUAUGAUUUGUAAAUACUUAAACCUUAUCAUUCAAUUACUAAUAAAAAACCAAAUUAAAGAAGCCAAAUUAAAAACGGAGCUAAUGAUAGAGUUUAUGGAGAAAAAUUAUUAUAAAUCCGACAGCAUUUUGGAUAAAGUUUACCAAAGCUUUGGUAUAGCGCAAUAUGUAUUGUUUCAAAAUGUAAAUCGGUGGAAUAUAGAAAAAAAUCAUCAAAGAAUGCUCAUUUUUUUAGGAGCUACUAAAAGUAACAUACCACUAUAUGAAUCAUUAUUUGGACCAUGUGAAAUAAAUCCAAAAAAAACUAUAAAUAAAUUAUGUGCUCGUUUGGAAUCAUCGAAGUCGAUAAUAGAAAACAUUUUCAUAUAUUACGAAAUAGCUAAAUGUUAUAUAGAAUUGGGCAAUGGUAAUCUUAAAAAUGCUUGUAAUAAAGCCACUAAAUGUUUACAAUUAGCUAAAGAAAUUAAUAAUCAUACGUGGACUGUGAACGCAUUAAUUUUACUAGUAUCGAUUGAAUUUCAAUUAGACAAUAAACCUAAGUGUUGUCACAUAUUAUACAAGGCUAUUGCAAUCGCUUAUACGCUCCAUGUGCCCGGAGUCUUAAUGUUUUUGGAAAAGGUAGCUAAAAUGAUUUUUGAAACAAAUGCUAUACAUACUACACGAAUUGAGAAAAAGAUAAUGGAUGUUUUGAAUUUCAUGCCAGACGUUUCAACAAGAAUGAAUGCUAUGUUCAAGUUCAAACGAUUAAUCACUAUGCCGAUAAAUCUGUAG